Molecule: messenger RNA, 822 nt
Organism: Cicer arietinum (chickpea)
Lineage: Eukaryota; Viridiplantae; Streptophyta; Magnoliopsida; Fabales; Fabaceae
Product: LOB domain-containing protein 29-like
Biological process (GO): hormone-mediated signaling pathway; positive regulation of DNA-templated transcription
Cellular component (GO): nucleus
Source: RefSeq, a predicted model, not a curated record
UUUAUGUUUAGGAACAGAAGUAGAAAUAGGAUUAUUAUGGUGUAUAUAAAGAUAGUGAUAGAUGAUUACGAUUUGCAGAAGCUAGAUGACAGGUUGUUGUUCUCCUUGUGGAGCUUGCAAAUUCUUGAGAAGAAAAUGUGUUAGAGGUUGUGUUUUUGCACCAUACUUUUGCCAUGAAGAAGGUGCUACUCAUUUUGCAGCUAUUCAUAAAGUAUUUGGUGCAAGCAAUGUUUCAAAGCUUCUUGCACAUCUCCCUUUGACUGAUCGCUUUGAAGCUGCACUCACAAUUUCUUAUGAAGCUCAAGCUAGACUUCAAGACCCUAUUUAUGGAUGUGUUGCUCAUAUUUUUUCACUCCAACAACAGGUGGUGAGUUUACAAGCACAACUAGCUUAUCUUAGGGAACAAGCAGCUCAAAGAUGUAUCUCUCAUGAAAACCCUAAUGAGAAAUACUUUGGAAAACCUGCUAUUCCACCUCAAGAUCUUCAAAGUUGGAUCCAAAUGGAAAAUUCCAACAUGAAUUCUAAUCAAUUUCUUCCCAACAUGUUCUCCAUUACUAAUCUCUCAACAACACAGUAUUAUGAGAAUACCACUACUCUGAUGGACAUAAACCCUAUUAAUAUUGGAAACUAUGAAAAUUCAGGAACCUUGGAAGAAAGCAUGUCAUCAUUUUCUAGGUUUGAUGAGAGAUGUAAUCACUCAAUUUCCUAUUAUGACAUGGAAAGUGUAUAAUAAAUAACCUUCAGUAAGUGUUUUGUUUAAUCUAUUGUAAUAUUGGUAUUUAUUAUAAUAAUAUAGUGUGUAAUUAAUUCAUAGAGAUAAAA